UAUGAGGCAAAGGAGAGCUGCCUAUCAAAAUAUGUCGCCUUGGUUUUGCUCUGCUGCCUCCCUCUAUCCCUCCCUCCACAAAGAACAAAGUCUCCUUUUGUGUGUCUUUCAGUGAGUGGCCUGGAUUUUCCCCACCCCCUGCAGAGAUCGUGCUACCAGGAGCCAGUAAAAGCAGGUUCUGCUGCUGGGGAUCUGGGCCUGUGAAAGGAGAGGCAACAGACCAUGGCCAGGCAGGUUGCACACUCCAUAGAGUACGGUGGAAUAACCCUCCCUGCUCUAGUGCACAGUGAAGACAGCGUUCGGUAUGCCCAUCGGAGCUUCCAGGUGCAAGACAGUGACGUCUUCAACAUCACGUAUCCAAAAUCUGGAACAACUUGGAUGAAGGAAAUCCUCACCCUGAUCCACAACAAUGGGGAUCCCACCCUCUCACGGUCAUUACCCUGCUGGGAACGGGUGCCCUGGAUCGAACAGGUCACAGCGGUGAAAUACCUGGAGAACCAAACGUGCCCCCGCCUCAUAACCUCUCACUUACCCGCAGCAAUCUUUCCAGAAUCAUUCUUCACCUCACAGGCUAAGGCCAUUUACACCGUCCGCGACCCCAAGGAUGUCUGUGUCUCACUCUUUUAUUACACCAAGAUGGCUUCGUUUCUGGAGCACGAGGAGGAUUUUGGGGAAUUCAUCAGGAAGUUUGUUUCAGGGGAAGUUCUCUUUGGCUCCUGGUUUGAUCAUGUCAAGAGCUGGCUGGCCUACAAAGACCAGGCAAACUUUCUCCUUCUGACCUAUGAUGAAUUGCUGAAGGACUUGCGGGGCAGUGUCCUCCGCAUCUGCCAGUUCCUGGGCAAGGACUUAGAUGUGCCUGCUGUUGACUCCGUGGUGGAGAAUGCCUCUUUUGAAGCCAUGAAGGGCAACAAGAUGGUGAACUAUAGCCUCAUCUCUGAGGAUAUUAUGAACCAAAAGAUCAGCCCCUUCCUCAGGAAAGGGAUUUCUGGAGAUUGGAAAAAUCAUUUCACUUCAGAGCAGAGUGCUGCAUUCCAUCAUCUCUACCAGGAGAAGAUGAAAGACGCAGGGAUCAGAUUUCCUUGGGAUGAACUCCAAACUGAAAUCCACCAGGAACCUUAAUGUUUCGGAGAGGAAAACGUUAGGUGCAGAAUUUCCCGUUCUAAUGUCCUUUUACACCAUCCUUUGUUAUGAGGACCAGCUUACUCUUUUUAACACAAAAGCUACAAUUGCUCUUCUCACAUAAUAUAGGAGUCCCAGCUUAGCUAUCAGCACUACUGAGGAUUCCAGUGCAGGGUUAUGCUUUGAGCAAUGAACAGUAGGAGUUUUUCACUCUGAUAGAAAGCAGAGGGCUAGCGUAUACAACUGGAAGAAUUAAAGUUUUCUUGGAUUGUAUCUGUAAGGGGGGGAGAUUACAGAGAACCUCCCCCUCUCAUCAGGAGCAGUUCGUCCCCAAGCAGCCAGGAAAGUGCAGGGUCUGAAGGGGCUAGUCAGGAGGCGGAGAGAGAGAGCCAGGUCUCCGGCAGCAUGGGAGAGCCCCUGUUCCACAGGUGGGAAGAGAGAGAGAUGGAAAGGGGGGAGAGGGAAAAGACGGAGCGCAGACCCUUUCACCCGGCACCGGAAUUAAAGAGGAGAAAGGGGAGGAGAUUCGCUGUCCCGCGACUCUUAUGUUGGUCCAGGUCCCGAAAGGGGGCAGUGCCAGAUUCUGACACGGAAUAAGCGGACAUGAAACCGACAGCUCACCACACUGUAAAUAACGUGCACCAAUAAAGACUCUUUUAAAGACAAGUAUGUGGAAAGUCGUUACUCAAGAGUAGCCGUAAUAACCUCUGACAGUAUCAUAUCAAGCUGCAGUGGUGGUGGUGGUGAUGUUGUGUGUCUGAGUCAUCCCCCACAA
Molecule: messenger RNA, 1894 nt
Organism: Zootoca vivipara (common lizard)
Lineage: Eukaryota; Metazoa; Chordata; Lepidosauria; Squamata; Lacertidae
Source: RefSeq, a predicted model, not a curated record